AUGCGCACGGCCGUAGCCGAACGCGAUGGCCAUAGCACUGGGCAAGAGCAGGAUUUUGGAGAUGAUGAAGACCUAACGGCCGCGAUCGAGGCGUCUCUACAGUCGUUUGAGGAGGAGAACAGGACAGAAGCCAAGUCAGCCAACCUCAAAAGCUCUGGCGAUGCCCCGGCCUUUGCGCCCUCGGACUCGGUCAACCUCAUUGACGACAUUCCUGACGAUGCGUUCGAUUCGGACUUAUCCCUCUCACCACCAACGACGCAAGCACCGAAGAUACCUUGGACCACUUCAGAGGCUCGAAAUCGUCCUCUAGGUGUUCGUCAAACAACAUUAUUCGAUAUUGCGGCUCGAAGCUCAGCAACACAACCCUUGGUUGGUAAGCAGAUAACGGUCCCGCCGGACAAGGUAGAGCCCCCGACUCAGCACAAAUUAAAUCAGGACGCUUUGGAAACAUGGGUAUACCCUACCAACCUGGGAAAGACACGCGAUUAUCAGUUUAACAUCACCCAGAAAGGGUUAUUUUAUAACCUUCUAGUAGCUCUGCCUACAGGUUUGGGUAAAACUUUCAUAGCCGCCACCAUCAUGCUUAACUGGCUACGCUGGACUAAAAGCGCUCAAAUUAUAUUUGUCGCUCCAACAAAACCGCUGGUAGCUCAGCAAAUAUCUGCCUGUCUACGGAUUGCGGGUAUUCCACGCUCUCAAACGACCAUGUUAACAGGCGAAGCUCCUCCUGGAAUCAGAGCGGAAGAAUGGAAAUCAAAGCGAGUCUUCUUCAUGACUCCCCAAACUUUGACAAACGAUCUUAAAUCGGGGAUAGCCGACCCGAAACGAAUCGUGCUACUCGUAGUGGACGAGGCUCAUCGUGCUACUGGCGGCUACGCAUAUGUCGAAGUCGUCAAAUUCUUGCGGAGGUUUAACCAGAGCUUUAGGGUUUUAGCUUUGACAGCAACACCCGGGUCCACUGUCGAAUCGGUACAAGCCGUCAUUGAUGGCCUUGAUAUCGCCAGGGUGGAGAUUCGCACUGAGCAUUCACUCGAUAUCCGAGAAUACGUGCAUGCGAGAAACACAGACAUCCAAACGUUUCAGAAUUCAGAUGAAAUGAUUUUAUGCAUGGACCUUUUGUCUAGCACACUACAACCGCUUGUUGACCAACUUCGUACACUGAAUGCAUUUUGGGGAAGGGAUCCGAUGUCGUUGACCCCAUACGGACUCACCAAAGCGAGACAGCAGUGGAUGUUGUCUGACGCUGGCAGGAAUGCACACUUUGGCUUAAAGAAUAAGAUCAACGCAAUAUUUACAGUUUUGGCAAGCAUGGCACAUGGUAUUGACCUGCUCAAGUAUCAUGGGAUUACUCCUUUAUAUCGCCACCUGCUUCAUUUUCAAUCCAACACGGACGGGAAGAAAGGAGGGAAAUACCAACGUCAAAUUGUGCAAGACGAGCACUUCAAAAAGCUCAUGAACUAUCUAACUCCAUGGACCAGGAACCCUGAGUUUAUUGGACAUCCAAAGCUAGAAUACCUGAGGCAGGUUGUUUUGAACCACUUUAUGGAUGCUGGUGAAGGCACUCAUGGAGCUGGUAAUGAGAACCAAACAGCUACCAGAGUGAUGAUUUUCGUACAUUUUCGGGACAGCGCUGAAGAAGUGACAAGAGUUCUCAAAAGAUAUGAGCCCAUGAUACGGCCCCAUGUUUUUGUUGGGCAAAGCAGUGCUAAAGGCUCAGAAGGAAUGGGUCAGAAAACCCAGCUUGACAUCAUUCAGAAGUUCAAGAAGGGUACCUAUAACACGAUUGUGGCCACCUCGAUCGGUGAGGAAGGGUUGGAUAUCGGAGAGGUCGACCUCAUUGUGUGUUACGAUUCUUCGGCGUCCCCAAUACGCAUGUUGCAACGCAUGGGACGGACUGGUCGAAAGAGAGCCGGUAAUAUCGUUUUGCUUCUUAUGCAAGGCAAGGAGGAAGAGAACUAUCUUAAGGCGAAAGACAACUAUGAAAAGAUGCAACAGCUUAUAGCGAGUGGAUCCCAGUUUACGUUUCAUGACGAUAGAUCUCCGCGCAUCAUACCUCGUGGCAUAAAACCAGUCCCUGACAAACGACAUGUGGACAUUCCCAAUGAAAAUGAAGCCAGCGACCUUCCGGAGCCGAAGAAACGCAAGGGACGUGUCCCGAAGAAGCCCGCAAAGCAAUUUCACAUGCCGGACAACGUCGAAACAGGUUUUACAAAGGCAUCGAGCUUGACAGGGACAUCGAAACCGGCAGCAAAGCCAAGAACAAAACAAAAUGAAACUCGGAAAGCUCGGAUACCGACGCCAGAGCCUGUGCCGGUUCCAGACAUAAAUGAUGUCCUGCUCACUCCCGCUCAACAGAAGGAACUAGAGCAGCACUACCAGAAUGUAGGAGGCACUAGUCCAGAAUUUAUCCGCUAUCCUCGAAGCGACGCCUUUCCCAAGCUGCAGUCAAUUGGGCGACCAACGAAGAUGGUGGGCCAUGGCUCUCUCACACAGCGUGUUGUCGAUGCCUUGCAACGAAUAAAUCAGAUUGGGGCAGACUGCGAGGAGCGCUUCAAAGAAGUAUUGGAUCGUGAGGCAAAGCUGUCUUUCGAAGAGUCCCUUCUUUCUAGCAAGUGUGCAACUGCUGAACGCCGUCUGAGCUCAGCAAACUCCGGCCGAAAACUAAAUGCACCCCAGUUUCCACUCGGGGAUUCUGGAGAUAUCGACACUGAUGUAGAUUUCCCCUCGCCUAGCAAGCUGUUGUCAGAUAUUUUGGGCUAUCAGCAGCCGAAACCGUUUCAACCUCCGCGCAAAGUCAGUCGUAUCGAAGAUGAUUUCAACUUCCCAAACCCUACUGCUCUUUUGACACCGGAUGCCGAGCGCAGAGAUCACCCAAAACGGAGAAGGAUUGUGCUCGAUAAUGACAGUGACGAGUAA
Aspergillus nidulans FGSC A4 is the source of this 2916-nucleotide messenger RNA. It is a transcript of the gene mph1, whose product is annotated as 3'-5' DNA helicase. The transcript has a single exon. NCBI's taxonomy places the organism in Eukaryota, Fungi, Ascomycota, Eurotiomycetes, Eurotiales, Aspergillaceae. Bases 1 to 2916 code for a protein of 971 amino acids. Gene Ontology annotation, biological process: interstrand cross-link repair; DNA repair. Gene Ontology annotation, cellular component: nucleus. Gene Ontology annotation, molecular function: ATP binding; nucleotide binding; 3'-5' DNA helicase activity. The record is from RefSeq and is a predicted model, not a curated record.